Eucalyptus grandis is the source of this 798-nucleotide messenger RNA. RefSeq lists its product as uncharacterized. Gene Ontology annotation, molecular function: nucleic acid binding; RNA-DNA hybrid ribonuclease activity. The record is from RefSeq and is a predicted model, not a curated record. The transcript has 2 exons. The coding region runs from base 1 to 798 and encodes 265 amino acids. NCBI's taxonomy places the organism in Eukaryota, Viridiplantae, Streptophyta, Magnoliopsida, Myrtales, Myrtaceae.
AUGUCGCAAAAAUCAGUUAAAGGAUGGGUGAUUGCUGAUAUGUUAGCAGACUAUCCUAAAGGAGUACGCAAGGAUAAUCCCCCGGACGAUCGAAUAUCCGCGGUAGAAGAAGACACAUGGACUAUGUUCUUCGACGGAGCUGUAAAUUUGUCAGGCUCUGCCGAGUAUGAAGCAUGCAUCCUCGGCCUGCAAGCGGCUAUUGAAAUGGGAGUGACAAAGCUAAAGGUGUUCGGCGAUUCUACCUUAAUAAUCCUCCAGACAUUGGGCGAAUGGAAGACAAAAGACGCCAAACUUGUGCCUUAUCAUGGUUACUUAGAAAAAUUGGCGAGAAAAUUCCAAGACAUCUCGUUUGAAUACCUACCUAGAAUUCAUAAUCAGUUCGCUGAUGCAUUAGCAACGCUAUCAUCCAUGUUGCAAGCAACGAAAAGGUUAGAAGUAGAGCCUUUAAAAAUUGAAGUCCUGGCAAGACAGGCCUACUGCAUGGCUAUUACUGAAGAACUCGAUGGGAAACCCUGGUAUUACGAUAUCAUGAAAUACGUCCAAAAGCAAGAGUUCCUUGAACAAAGCACUCCCUCUGAUCGAAAAUACCUAAUGAAAAUGGCUUCAAAGUUUUUCGUCAGCGGUGAAAAUCUGUACAAAAGAUCAUAUGACUCAGUCCUGCUAAGAUGUGUGGAUGCAGCUGAAGCCACACGAAUAAUGCAAGAAAUACAUGAGGGAGUAUGUGGCCCUCACAUGAAUGGAUGUAUGUUGGCCAAGAAGAUAAUGAGACUGGGUUAUUACUGGCUCCCCUUAGAAUGA